Molecule: messenger RNA, 1374 nt
Organism: Salvelinus namaycush (lake trout)
Lineage: Eukaryota; Metazoa; Chordata; Actinopteri; Salmoniformes; Salmonidae
Product: kunitz-type protease inhibitor 1-like
Exons: 5
Coding region: 1-408 (135 amino acids)
Molecular function (GO): serine-type endopeptidase inhibitor activity
Source: RefSeq, a predicted model, not a curated record
AUGCGCCACCAUGUGGCGAAACAGUCACAAGCCUGCCACUUCAAGAAGGCUCUGGGUGAAUGCUUUGGCGCCUACCUGCGUUAUUAUUACGACCCCAUCCAUCAGAAGUGUAAGAAGUUCCACUGGACUGGCUGUGUGGGGAACGGAAACAGGUUCAUCGACCAUCAGGCCUGCAACGCCACCUGUGCUGGGAUUCAUGAUGAAGGUAGUGCGCUUGAGGAGGAUGAGCCCGAUACUCCUAUUGCCCUGAUUCUGGGAGUGGUGUUGGGGAUCACGGGAGGAAUAAUUAUUGGGGUCGUUAUUUUCCUGGUGAUACAGAGCAAUAAGAAUCACAAAAGUGCACCAAAGAAAGUGGAAGAAGUCAAGAUGGCGACACCACUGCAACAGGAGCCAAUUGAGAUGGCGUAGAGAAGCAGAACACAGGACUGGAAACACCAUAGAAAUGAGAAUGACUAGAACACAUGAUCCCAUUCAAGUCCACUUUCCAUUUUAAGUGUAGCCAUGCCAGUCAUUGUAUUUCUAGGGGAAACACCAGGCAGGGCCCUCACCUGAAUGGCCCCUCUCAGGUUGAUUUAAUAGAGGAAUGUAGAUCUACAACUAACAACCCUAAUGUCAUAUUUCCAUCAUGUGUUGUUAUCCGAUUAGUCACAAAUCCUUGUUUGUGGGUUGGAGGAGUGGACAAUGAGAGUCAUAUCUGCCUUCUCCUUCACUAAUGCAGGCCAGGCUAUUUUCCUCAUAGUUGUUUAAAAUGACUCUCAAUUAUCUUACACGUAUCAGGCUUUCUGCACUCUCGUCUUUUACAUUAUGACUUCUGUGUUUAUUUCAGGUAUAUUUGGUAACUACUCACAUCACCUCCACGGGGGCACUAUUGUUAAUGAAUUAGAUUACAGAAUGGUGUGCUUUUAUUGAACUCCUCAGUGGGCAACAGGGUUCUUCUGAUAUUCCGAUAGUUCUUCGUGUGGAAUGUGUGUUUUAUUUCACGUGCUACAUUCUGUUUGUGUUUUGGUCUGUAUAUCAACAUUCACAUUGGUUUUGUUCCAACUACUGUAUGUAACAUUAUUGUAAAGGCAUGAUGUGAGAAAGAACCAAAACACUGUUUAAAAAUAUAUAUAUUAUGGGAUUGAGAUAUCAUCCUUCAACAUGUUUUACCCACAGAAAUAGAAUGAAUAGAACGGUCGUCCCCAUUCAAGUAAAUUGUGCCAUUAUGGGACUGAGAUGAUAUCAUCCCCCUGGACUGGCAGCCAUUUUGAGUGUACCGAUAGGAGCAAAGCAGUAAAUAAAAGCAGGAAGUAAAUAAAAGCAGGAAGUAAAUAAAAGCAGCGAGUCAAUCUGUGCUGUGAUGUUGUUGUGAAUAUACAUUUUUCCAUAUACAUU